Molecule: messenger RNA, 1637 nt
Organism: Schizosaccharomyces octosporus yFS286
Lineage: Eukaryota; Fungi; Ascomycota; Schizosaccharomycetes; Schizosaccharomycetales; Schizosaccharomycetaceae
Exons: 3
Coding region: 506-1378 (290 amino acids)
Source: RefSeq, a predicted model, not a curated record
GACAUCUUUUCUUAUAUUCAAAAGGUUUCCCUAUAAAGAAUUAUUUAACUAAACCAUCUAACUGUAAGUAUUAGCCUUUAAGAUCGUUGAUUAUUUUACAAUCAUACAUCAAAGCUUGUGUCACUAAAUGGUUUGUUACAGAGACUUGCCGACUCAGACAAACAUAGUAAAGUUGAAGCAUUCUUCUGAUUGAUUAAAUUCUCAUUUAUUCUGUUUAUAAAAUCCAUAAAAAACUCUAGAAAAAAUGCAUAUUUACCUGAAACCGUAAUAUGCGACUAUUAAUUAUAUACACAACUACGUCUACUCUCUACUCGUAACUUGACACUAAGCGGCAUAUAAACCCGUCGAAAUCGGAUGGUUUUCUUGUUCGUAAAAGAAAACUAAAAGAACAAACGUAUUUAUUCAAAUACUUUCGCUAGUCCUACCUAGUUAAAUUGGAAGUUAUUUGUUGAGUUUUCAACAGUAUUAUUUUAUGACCGAGAGGAAUUGAAAUUGACCACCAAAUAUGCUUGUCAUGAAGGAUUUUGUUUUCCUUAGCUCCCUCUUAGCAUGCUUUGCUCAGCUUUGCUAUGCAGUUUCGAGCAAAUCUCAAGCACUCCCUUCUGGUGCGACCCCUACCAAAAUGUAUAGAAUAGCUAGCGGUACGCAUGUCACGAAAGCAGAAACAACCAUCCUUCGACCUUUCAAGACUUUCAAAGGAGUCCCUACAGAUACAUAUUACAAUUGUCAUCCUCAAAAAUACUAUCAAAGUGACAUACCUAUUUGCUUGCCCACUCCUGGUUCUCGUUGGAUUAAGGGAAAGCCUCAAAGGGUGACUUGGGACCCUGUGUACUUUGGAGUGGAUGAAUUGCGGCUUGUAUUAUCCUUUCAAAAUGACUCUGGCCUAAUUGCCAUGGAUAAAAAAAUUAAAAAUAAAGACGGAGAAAUUAAUCUUAAACCAAAUGAUAAAUGGCUGCAUGGCGACUUUCUUCAAAACCUGACUGUUAACCUCAUAACUGUAGAUGAGGGAAAUGCUACUUUUGUAUCUGGACCCAAUAUCACUUUACAGAAAACCUUAGAUCCUCACGAACAGCGUGCAGAAGACUAUGACUUUUAUGCACCUAAGCGUAACUUGAAGGCAGCUAUUGCUGUUCCCAGUAUCUUCUUGGGUAUUAUACUCACGAUCUUGUUAUAUCACACGUAUCGGAAGGAUACUUGGAAAAUUUUUAUAGCUAAAAUGCGUUUACGAAGAUCGAAUGCUGGUUAUGGAGUCCGUAAGAGUAGAAGACAACGUACUCAUGGACGUCCGGCCGCCAGCCUUGCUUCAAGAAGUGGACUUGUGUACGACGAUUCAGAAGACGAAGAAUAUUUCAAUUCACAACUUAAGAAAAUGUAUUAAAUUUAAAGAUCUGUUUCCGCUGUCAUAGUUGACUCAGUUCGUUUCAAGUUUAAUUAUUCCACUUGGCAGCUGGAGACAUAAGAAUGUCAUACCAUGUGCAGUUUUCCUCGGUCUUUUCUUUCGUUAUAUUACAUCCGAAUUUUUAGAACUAAUAAUAUUUUCUCGUUUAUUUUCGUUACACUUUGGUUAAUUUUGAAAUUGAGAUUGUUUCGAUGUUGGUCAUUUAUUCUCUUUCAAGAACAUUCUAAGUACGUUCUAA